Messenger RNA from Rhinocladiella mackenziei CBS 650.93, 1599 nucleotides. RefSeq lists its product as uncharacterized. Gene Ontology annotation, biological process: ribophagy; protein deubiquitination. The record is from RefSeq and is a predicted model, not a curated record. Gene Ontology annotation, cellular component: ribonucleoprotein complex; cytosol; Ubp3-Bre5 deubiquitination complex. The transcript has 3 exons. Gene Ontology annotation, molecular function: mRNA binding. Bases 1 to 1599 code for a protein of 532 amino acids. NCBI's taxonomy places the organism in Eukaryota, Fungi, Ascomycota, Eurotiomycetes, Chaetothyriales, Herpotrichiellaceae.
AUGGCGACCGAAAAUGCUCCUGUCAACGGCCUGUACGGCACAAACCAGUACAGUCAGCCAGCUGAACUCGCGGCGUCUACUCCAUCUGCCUCAGGUCAUGGUGCUUCUGCUUCUCAAAGUACCACUACUUCUGCCGCCGCUCAGAAGGCAGAUCCCCAAGAGAUUGGUUGGUAUUUUGUCGAGCAAUACUACACCACUCUGUCCAAGAGCCCGGAAAAGAUACAUUUGUUUUAUUCCAAGAAGUCGCAGCUUGUCACGGGUGUUGAGGCUGAGAAGGUUGUUCCUGCGUUGGGCACCAAGGCCAUCAGCGAGAAGAUCAAAGCGCUUGAUUUCCAAGACUGCAAAGUGCGCGUCCUCAAUGUUGAUUCCCAGUCGUCCUUUUCCAAUAUCGUUGUCCAAGUCAUUGGCGAGAUGUCAAAUAAGUCGGAGCCGCACCACAAAUUUGUCCAGACCUUUGUUCUCGCCGAGCAGCCCAAUGGCUACUUUGUUUUGAAUGACAUCUUCCGUUAUCUCAGCGACGACGAAGAUGAAAUUGUAGAAGACGAACAACCUCAAGCCGAAGUUCCUGCCGAGCAACCUGCCACUCCUGCCGAUGGUCUGACUGGUGCUCAGGAGCACGCUCCUGAUACCGUUACUACCGAGGCUGCUGCUGCUGCUGAGGAGGAGGUUGACGAGAGCCUUGAGGACGAGAAACCCGAACCAGCUCCAGCAAAUGGCGCAGGGGUUAACGGUGCUGUCAUUCCACCCCCUGGCGAGCAAACAGCAGAGAUCCCCGAGAGCGCCGUCAAUACACAAGAAGCGUUGGUGGGAGAGACCGCCAACGCCGCCGCUCCAGAGCCGUCAACAGAGCCCGCAACCAGUCAAGUCGAGCCUGCCGCUGAGACCACCGCUCCCGCUCCUGUUGAGGCACCAAAGAGGACUUGGGCAAGCAUGGUUGGUGGUGGCGCCGCCGCCAAACCAGCUGUUCCCGCUCUUCCUGUCACAACCCCUGUUGCUCAGCCCAAAGCCUUUAGACCGGCACAACCUGCUCCAGCCCCCAAAACAUCAGCCGAGCCUCCUGCUGCCGCAGCAAACACCACUGCUAGCACUCCAACUUCUCAGAGCAAUGGCUGGCAAACCGCCGACCAUAGCAAGAAGGGAAAUCGACCACAGAACAAACCGGCAUCUGAGGGCAUAACGCUCGCUUACAUUAAAAACGUGAAUGAGAAAGUGGAUGCCAGAAUCCUCCGGGAGGCCCUCGAACGCUUUGGUGAGCUCAAGUACUUUGAUGUGUCACGACCGAAGAACUGUGCUUUUGUGGAAUUCCUUGAACCGGCUGGCUACACCGCCGCUGUUGCUGCCAACCCACAUACCAUCGGCUCAGAGCAGAUCUACGUUGAAGAGCGCCGUCCCCGCCCCAACGCUUACGGUGGCAGUAACACAAACUACAAUCGUGGCAGCAGCAAUACCGGACGCGGUCGUGGUGGGAUGCAAGGCGGCCGGACCGGAAGUCAGACCAAUUUUCCGAAGGACGCAGGACGUGGCGCUGGUCUUCAACCGAGAGGCGGAAAAUCUGGUUCGGUCACUCCCAAGGGACGUGGUCAGACCCCGGCCGCUUGA